Symbiodinium sp. CCMP2592 is the source of this 1671-nucleotide messenger RNA. Lineage: Eukaryota; Dinophyceae; Suessiales; Symbiodiniaceae. The record is from the annotation of a GenBank genome assembly.
AUGUCCGACUCCGGCGAGGAGGAGGUUCGCCUGCUGUGUGGGGCGGAAGUUGAGUCAGAGGACGAUGAGGAGCUGGUGCUAGAGGGAUACAGAGAUGGGAUGCUGACCGAGUAUGUGAACGGCAGGGGUGAUACAGUGAAUUGCAUCAACUCCAUCAAGGUUUACACGGCCAUGAGCACGCACAAUUUGUGGAAGGUCGAUGACCAGCUGGAGGAGUUUCACGUCUCCUUUGUUUUGAGGUUGAAGUGGAAGGAUCCGAACUUGAAGUAUUUCAGAGCCAAGCUCACUCUGCAGACGCCGGCGCCACAUCAACCUGUGCAGGUUCAUUCCGAUGUACGAGAACUGGAAGUCAUCGUUAUCCGGAAACAUCUGAACGGGGACUUAGAGUACAUCGAGGUAGGUCAGGGCGACUUCUACCACACGAUCCGGUAUGAGGACUACAUGUCCCUGAGUGCUCCAGACUGGCAGCACUACUUCUUCCCGAAGCACAGCUUUACGAACAUGCGGCCGGAAGAGAAGCUGGUCUUCGAACAAAAGGAAAUCCUGUGGUCUGAUGAGACGGGCGGGUUCGUAGAAUACAAAGUGAAGUAUGAUGCGAGAUUUUCAGAGACCUUGGAACUUCGAAGCUUCCCGCUUGACCGGCAAAUCUGCAGGAUCAAGUGCUCGGCCGAACUUCCAGCGGAAAAGUUCCAGUUCGUCCCAGAAGCCGGCAGCUCAUGGGAAGGAAUCACCACAUGCGACAUGUGGUGCCCGGGAAGCGAUCUGCCAGGCGGGAAGAAGGUGAGCUUGCUCUACGUUCGCUACUGCGACAAGCACUAUGCAUACCCUAUACAAAGAUCCUGUGCCACCAUUCUGAUCCAUUUGGACCGUGAUGGAUCCUACUACUUCCAUAGUGUGCUGCUCAUGGUCUUCAUGGUGAACCUCGUCAGCCUGUGCGGCUUGCGCAUCUCGCUGAGCCACCUAAGCGGCCGCCUGGGCCACCUCAUCACUUGCUUCCUGGCUGUUUUGGCGUAUCGCUACGUCAUCGACGAUAAGCUUCCACAAAAGCAGUACAUGACUGCGGCCGACUGGUACAUACUCUCAGCUUGUGUCUUUCUUGUGCUGCUCUGCAUUGAGACAGUCGUUCUGUCGGCUUGCGGCAGGGAGGGCGUCCUGACUUGGUGCAAGACCUCGGAUCAAGACAUGUUGGAUCGAUAUACCGGUUUCGGUGCGGCAGCGGCAUGGAUCCUGGGCAAUGCCAUGCUAUACUUUUUGUGGAAAUGCGGGUGUCGGUCGAGCUGGAGCAGCGUCUAUGCCGAUAACGAAGAACCGUACUUCCGUGUCUGCGAAUGCCCAGAAUGUAAGCAUCGUUGGCUCCGCAAGCAGUUUGGAAACAACGAUGGGAAGUGCAAGGAACCAGCACACGCGCAUGUCACCCCGCGAUUGCUUUACCACACGCCUCUAGACCACGAUCCGGUGGUGCAGCCACAGCCGCUCCCAGAGAUUCCACAACACGUUAAGGGAGUAAGCUCAACUGGAUCGCAGAGCUUGCGCCACAGCGAAACGAAUAAAAGCAAAAUCUGUAGAGCUGAGGCAGAAAGCUUUCCCAGGCUGCCGCAUGCUCGGGCACCUUCGCUUACCGAAGGACAGUAUUGGGAACGCUCUGCUAGUAAGCCGACCCCAACUCGCUAG